AUUAGAAGAGCAAAGAACUGAAGAAGCGAAACCGAUAUUCCUGAAGCUCAUCAUCGGAACAGAGAGAAGGGAGAUGGGGAUUUGGGGCCUAAUCGCUGACUCUUUCGUCGUUCUCCCCGCCGGCGGGGGGUUCCGAUCACCUCCGUCCGACUCCAAGCUUCUCCUCUCUUCCUCCUCCCUCUUCCCCCUCGAAUCGCGGUCCUCUCUCCUCUCCAACAAGAGUUGCUCUAUGUUUGGAUUCGCAAGGUCUGGAGUUCGAUUCGAGAGUUUCCAGCCGAGGAGUGUGAGGGUUAAGGCAAUGGAGGGCUCUGGGGAGAGCCAGACACCCGUUGCUCCACUUCAGUUUGAGUCUCCAACUGGGCAGUUUCUUUCUCAGAUAAUGGUAACUCAUCCUCACUUGCUUCCUGCUGCCAUUGAUCAACAGCUCGAGAGGCUUCAAACUGAUAGCGAGGCUCAGAAGCGUGGGUCUGCGCCCUCUCCUCAAGAUCUUCUCUACAGGAGAAUUGCAGAGGUUAAAGACAAGGAUAGACAGAGGACUUUGGAGGAGAUCAUUUAUUGCUUAAUCGUACAGAAGUUCAUGGAUAAGGACAUCUCAAUGAUACCUCCUAUAUCACCGACCCUGGAUCCUGCUGUUCAGGUGGACUCAUGGCCGAACCAAGAGAAGAAGCUGGAAGCUGUUCACUCCCCUGAUGCGCUGGAGAUGAUAGAGAGCCAUCUAAGUCUUAUUCUCGGCGAGAGGGUGGUCGGUCCCUUGAACACCAUAGUCCAAAUCAGCAAACUUAAACUCGGAAAGCUUUAUGCAGCCUCAAUUAUGUAUGGCUACUUUCUUAAGAGAGUCGACGAGAGAUAUCAGCUUGAGAGAACAAUGAAUACUCUCCCGACAGGAGGCAAGGGACAGAGAAUACUUGGUGAUCUGAAGCCGAACCCACUCUGGGACAUGGAAUCCUUGGUUCAGAUGUCACCCGACGAAGGGAGCAUUGAAGCCGUUGAUCCACUGAAUCUUGAAGAAGGCAAGUCGUAUAGAUUGAGAUCCUAUGUGAUGUAUUUGGAUGCGGAGACAUUGCAGAUGUAUGCAACCAUAAGGUCUAAAGAAGCCAUCUCAUUGAUCGAAAAGCAGACGCAGGCCUUGUUUGGCAGGCCAGACGUAAAGAUCCUGGACGACGGUUCCGUUGACGCAUCAAAGGAUGAAGUGAUAGCAAUAACAUUUUCUGGAUUAACGAUGCUGGUUCUUGAAGCAGUCGCCUUUGGAUCCUUUUUAUGGGUUGCCGAGAGCUACGUCGAAUCCAAGUAUCACUUCUUUCCUAACUAAAAAGCCCAAUUUUGUGUUCCGAAACUCUGUAUAUAUGUUCUUCUACAUGAGCCAUAGAAAACAAGACAAGCUAAACAACAAGACACAGAGAGAGAGAGAGGAUAUAUCAGUUAUUCCUUCUCAUGCUUAAUUUUGUCUAUACUUUUUCAUGUAUCUCAAAUCCUAUAUGCAUUAGUUUUCAUACUUAUCAAUUUCAAAUCAAUGGCAUUGUGGAA
Molecule: messenger RNA, 1524 nt
Organism: Dioscorea cayenensis subsp. rotundata (Guinea yam)
Lineage: Eukaryota; Viridiplantae; Streptophyta; Magnoliopsida; Dioscoreales; Dioscoreaceae
Product: UV-B-induced protein At3g17800, chloroplastic
Exons: 3
Coding region: 74-1309 (411 amino acids)
Source: RefSeq, a predicted model, not a curated record